CUUGGAAUGGAGCCCGAGGUAAAGCGCCUUAAAACGGACAAAAAAUCUAUGAAAAAUGGCGUGGCUGAUGAGAAAUUUAUCAUCUCAGACGAAUUUUCGGAUUCUGAGAGAAGCAACACCGAUAAUCGUGGCGAUCGGGCAGAACGCGCGCCCGACGCGGGAAAUGAGCAACUUCUGGUCUGUAAACAUGGUCUGGAGUGCAACGAAAUAGAUUUGAUCCACUUUGCAGAAUUCUGGCAUCCGACAGAUACAAAACUAGAAGAUUAUGAAAAUAACAACGUGGAGGCCGGAAAAUAUGAAGAAGAGGAAUGCGAUGUGGUGGAGUUGCCGAAUUACCAGGUUGAAUGCACCCAACCGGUUUUCGACGACGAGGAUUAUUCUGACGCUGAGGAAGAAAAUGACAAAGAUGAUAAAUUCUUCCCGUCAAAAUCACGCGAAGAGCAUUCAAGUGGCGAUAGUUUGGGAUCGCAAUUGUCAAGAAACGACACAGUUUUAAGUCGUGGUCCCAGCAUCGUAAAGUGCUACUCUCUUCUUUCCGAAUCCGAACGCCGGGAACUCAUAAGAAGGGCCUUUGAAAUGAAAGAUCUCUUGAAAAAGGAACUUGAUAAAACGUUAGAAAUUAUUGACGAGAAGAACAAAGAGCUCAGACGGGUGCAUUCUCAGCUAGAGAGAGGGCAACUGAUGGUUGAUGGAGAAAAGGAGGCUUUGGAUAAAGAUGACUUGUGCUAUUUUCCACUUUUUGCUGAGAGGGAGUACAAAGAGGGAUNUUCGAUCUUUUUUUUUUUUAAUCUCACAGAAUCUCAGUUCUAUAGACUUGUUGAUACAACAGAUAAGUAUCGUGUUACCAAGGUGGACUACGUAGUGAACCCAGUUAUGAUAAGAAGAUUCCAGAAAGCCCAACAGAAGCUGAAAGAAGUUCGUGGAGAGAAGAUGUCGUACCCUGUGUUAGCUUUCCAUGGGACAAAAGAGACCAACAUUCAUUCUAUUUGUGAUACAGGAUUCAGGGUUCCUGGAGAGGCAAACUUUGAGCAUGCAACUGAUAUAGGAGAUUAUGGCCGGGGUGUUUACUUCAGUGAGUAUCCUUCAUAUUCAAUGAAAUACAUCCGAGGUGCAUCAAGGCUCCUUCUCUGUCAGGUGCUCCCUGGCAAAGUCUAUGGAUGUACCAAACUGAUCCAUGGGGAGCCCCUGGAGAUGGGUCAUGACUCUCACACCUCCCCUGACAGUAAAGAACUGGUCAUUUUCAACUCUCAUCACAUCCUCCCCUCUUAUGUUGUUCAUUAUGGUGAAGCUAAUGGUGACUUUUCAUAUGAAGAUACUAAUGUGUAACUGAAGGUUUAUUGUAUUUCCUCAAAGAAGCACCCAUGUUCUGAAAAGCACCCUCCAUUUGUCAAACAUCCAUACCCUCGGCCAAAAUAUCAAACAAGCACCCUGCCCUUCUCUCUCACUUUCUUAAUUAGUAAGGAAACAAGGAAAACCUGUUUCUAUUGCCACCUUUUUUAAUAACUUUUCAACCUUCAACUACAGCUGAACCAGUAUAAGAGAAUAGUUUCUUAAUAAGCACCAUCCUCAAAUAAGUACUCUCCAUCCCACAAGUGCUGUCCUUUCAAUAAGCUCCCUCCUUCCAGUAAGAGCCUUCUAUCCAAUAUACUACCUCCGUCCAAAAGCACUCCUCCUUUUAGGUGAAAAAUUAAAUUAUAAAAUAAUUCAAAUAGUACGCGUGCUCUGAUUGGCCAUAAAACCAUUUUACAUGAGCAUAUGUAAACAUGGUUUUCAUUCCUCUUUCAUUAGUUAUUUUAUAA
Messenger RNA from Pocillopora damicornis (cauliflower coral), 1799 nucleotides. RefSeq lists its product as uncharacterized. Gene Ontology annotation, molecular function: NAD+ poly-ADP-ribosyltransferase activity. The record is from RefSeq and is a predicted model, not a curated record. NCBI's taxonomy places the organism in Eukaryota, Metazoa, Cnidaria, Anthozoa, Scleractinia, Pocilloporidae. Gene Ontology annotation, cellular component: nucleus.